AACGAGCACAGUGCUGUAACGCUGAAACCCCAACUUCCCUCUCUCUUAUAUAUAAUUGCCUGCUCACCACAUCGCUACAACCACAAGAGAUAGAAUAAGAAGAAGCUAGAUUAUGUUCCAUAGCAUUCACUCACAUAAUAAUACGUGACCCAUUUCAAAGAUUUCGUCUUAAGCACAUAAAUUUAAGUUCAAAAUCUCACCUUUAUUGACUGUGGCGAGGAUCUUGAGAAUGGUUGUGGCUGCGGGUGCUAAGUUCAAUUUGAGAAGAGGGAAUGGUUCUUCUCAUAAUGUUGUCAAUAGCUAUAGCAGUGAUGGAGAUCUCUGCAGAAUUAACAAGAGUGGGUGUUUUUCGUCAGCGGCAGAGGUGGAUAGAGACCCUUCUUGUGUUUCAUUCACCACUUUCAACAUUCUGGCUCCGAUUUACAAACGGAUUGAUCCACAGAACCAAGGCCUACGAGAAAGUGACUUCAGAUCAUUCUGGUUGGACAGGAAUAACAGGAUUCUUGAUUGCUUGCUUUAUGAAUCAUCUUCUAUUAUGUGCCUUCAGGAGUUUUGGGUUGGAAAUGAAGAACUUGUUAACAUGUAUGAGGAGAAACUUGGGGAUGCUGGCUACCAUCUCUUCAAGCUUCCUCGAACCAACAAUCGCGGAGAUGGCCUGCUGACUGCCAUACGUAAAGAAUGUCUAAGAGUUAUGGAUUAUAAAGAGUUGCUUUUUAACGAUUGUGGUGAUCGUGUCGCUCAGUUGUUACAUGUUCAGUCCGUUACCCCCUUGUUACAAAACCCAAAAGGCUGUGUUCCCCAAGAGUUUCUGAUUGUGAACACCCACUUGUUAUUUCCUCAUGAUUCAAGUCUGUGCGUAGUGAGAUUGAAUCAGGUUUACCAAAUAUUGCAAUAUGUGGAAUUGUAUCAGAGAGAAAACAGGCUCAAACCCAUGCCUAUUAUACUCUGUGGUGACUGGAAUGGAAGUAAGCGUGGACAUGUUUACAAGUUCCUUAGGUCACAGGGGUUUGUAUCAUCAUAUGAUAUUGCUAAUCGAUACAGCGACAGUUAUGCAGAUGCUCACAAGUGGGUUAGUCACCGAAAUCAUAGGGGAAAUAUCUGUGGUGUUGACUUCAUUUGGCUUUGCAAUCCCAACCAAGCACGUAAACCUUUGAAGACAAGUUGGGCUGAAGCUGUAUUUAGUAUACUAAAAUUCCAGUUACGAAAAGCAUCAGUGUCUGAAGAUGACGCAUUUACCUUUCUGAAGGGUGACAACUAUGCUGAUUCUGUGACUUAUUUUAGUUUUUCUGAAGCACUCCGUCAGGUGAAGUUAGUUGGUGUGCCUUAUGGACUAUGCUUUCAACAGUUGCAAGACCUAUGGAAUCAAGCAGAUGUUGAUGGAAAUGGUGUCAUCGACUUUGAAGAAUUCAAGCAGAAAAUAUGGAAUUCUACAUGUCCAGAGCAUGUGUUGGAAAAUGUGAAUGGGUGCAUGGAGGAUGGUAACACAGAACAGGAGCAAGAAGCCAUUGGUUUUAAGGUGAAGAAUGCAAUGCUGUAUCCGCGUGAAGUGGAGAAAGGACUAUGGCCAGAAGAUUAUUCUCUUUCUGAUCAUGCUAGACUCACAGCUGUGUUUUCAACAGCAAGGAUGCGAUGUUCUGGCGUACAAAACUGAACGUACUUCAUGCCACUAAUAGUUUUAGGCUCCACUAGAAUCAACCAAAAAAAGAAAAGUGGAAAUAUAAGGUAUAGCCCACAGAAAAAUAUUCAAUUUUUGGGACAAGUUUGGUGUAGGGGUAAACUAAAGUGAUAAUUUUUUUCACUUUCAUUUUUGGUUCCUUACCAAACAUGUCAUGCCAUAAUUAGUGAUUAGUCUGUCUUGUAUAUGUGUUUGGAGUCAAAUUAAAGUAGUGUUAUGCUGUAGUCAGUUUUGAUAAGCCCUGGCCAUGCUUUUUUUUCUCUGGGAAUGGGACAACAAUGUAAAGAUAUUUUUGCAAUGUGGAAGUGGAUGUGCAUAUUAUCUAUUUCCUUUUCCUAUUGUUUGGAUCCAUUGGUUUUGACAAAAAAGGCAAUGGCCCAUGUAAUCUUUUUGCUACAAAAUUCUCGUCGCGGUUGCUCUUUUG
Messenger RNA from Glycine soja, 2099 nucleotides. RefSeq lists its product as uncharacterized. Bases 230 to 1651 code for a protein of 473 amino acids. NCBI's taxonomy places the organism in Eukaryota, Viridiplantae, Streptophyta, Magnoliopsida, Fabales, Fabaceae. Gene Ontology annotation, molecular function: 3'-5'-RNA exonuclease activity; calcium ion binding. The transcript has 11 exons. The record is from RefSeq and is a predicted model, not a curated record.